AUGGAGGAAAGCCAUGUCUCUUCAGAUGCCAGAAUUGAGGACCCUCACUGUGCUGACAUGAGCUCUGGUUUAGAACCUUUCAAUAAUGACCAAUCAGACAUGAUGAGGGUAUCAGAUACUAUUGAAGAAGAAUAUAAAGAAGAAGGGGUCAACAAUUGCUUUUCACAAAAUGUAACCAAAACCAAAGACAUCAGAUGCCAGCCUCAAGUGAGUGAAGAUGAAUCUUGUACAGAGAAAAGCAAGUUCCUGUUGAUAGAUGAUCAAGGGGUUCCUUACACAGUUUUCAAAGAUGAUAUCAUCUCAUCACUUCAAGAUGUUGAUGACCUAGAUGAUCUAUCAUCAGAGGGACCCAGAAGACUUCAUUACUGCCCUAUGUGUUUCAGGUCAUUCUUGUACGUGUCAGAUCUGGAACGCCAUAGCAUUACCCACUCAGAAUGCAAACCAUUUGAAUGCAAAGUGUGUGGGAAAACCUUUAAGCGCUCUUCUCACCUGCAACGGCACAAGCAUAUACAUACUGGAGCAAGACCUUUCCUAUGUAACAUCUGCCGCAAAGGCUUCCGAGAAUCUGGUGAACUACAAAGACACCAGAGGGUGCACACUGGGGAAAAGCCCUAUCAAUGUGAAAUAUGCUAUGUGCGCUUCACAGAAAGAAAUACCCUCCGCAGGCACAUGAAGAGGAAACACACCAUCCAAGCUUUGUUUCGGCAGGUUGCUGCAGACAACAGUGACUGGGAAGAAAACUUUAUGAAGAGUCUUUUAGAUGACAGUGUGCUGUGAUUGCUGGGCAAAUACAAAUGUUAACUGUAUGUUUAAAAUAACUCUUCCAGUCCUAGACCGUGCAAGA
Molecule: messenger RNA, 844 nt
Organism: Nanorana parkeri
Lineage: Eukaryota; Metazoa; Chordata; Amphibia; Anura; Dicroglossidae
Product: zinc finger protein 524-like
Exons: 1
Coding region: 1-777 (258 amino acids)
Biological process (GO): regulation of transcription by RNA polymerase II
Cellular component (GO): nucleus
Molecular function (GO): DNA-binding transcription factor activity, RNA polymerase II-specific; RNA polymerase II cis-regulatory region sequence-specific DNA binding
Source: RefSeq, a predicted model, not a curated record